Molecule: messenger RNA, 1740 nt
Organism: Botrytis byssoidea
Lineage: Eukaryota; Fungi; Ascomycota; Leotiomycetes; Helotiales; Sclerotiniaceae
Exons: 3
Coding region: 1-1371 (456 amino acids)
Source: RefSeq, a predicted model, not a curated record
AUGGCUAAAGCUGAAUCAUAUAUUUCUACGAUCCCAACUCUCGAUAACCGGUGCAAACCGAUUGAAAAUCUAUCUCAAUAUCAAGUGGAGACUGAUUGGUCCUCCAACCAAUAUGAAUUAGCAUUGUCAGCAUGUGCGCCAUCUCUGAGUGUAUCCGAUGUGGCACAAUUGAUUCAAGUAGCAAGCGUAUUUUCUGAGAAACAGAUCAUUGAAAUUUUCCUCCCAGCCAUCAAACCUUGUCUGGAUAAGCAACAAAUGCUGUGCUCAAUCUUGACGCAUAUCUCAAGAAGUCUUUUAUCAAGCGAAUGCACACCACAGCCACUUGAUCUGGUGUUUAAAGAGAUAUUAUCGACUAAUAUUGGUAGAUUAGAGAUAGUGAAUGUCAGAGCCUGGCCGGACGAUAUUCCAUCAGCAGAAGACGAAGCUGGUUACCAUGCCAAAUACCGACUAGCUAGAACGUGGCAACAGCGGAAGUACCGAAGUAUAGCUCUCGUUAUUUGUUGCGCUUACCAGAAAGAGAUGUCCCUCGAGAUCGAGCAUCUCUUCAGAGGACUUUGCGACCAAGCUCAAUCUGCGAAAUGGGCUUCUUUUAAUGACACAUUUAUGCCAUUCCUCGAAGCUCUUGCUAAUUCUUUACGCAAAGUUGUCCCGACCGCAUUUAAAGCACCAUUAUUCAAGCAAUUUUUUCAGACCAUUGUCAGCUCGUAUCUCAUACGUCAUCAUGCAGAAAAACCUGUGAAACCCGUCGGAUGGACUCGCGACAUUCGAGGAUGCAACUCGAACUGCAAAGAUUGCAAAUUACUAGACGAAGCUUUAUUAGACCCUAAAAGACAAAAGCAUGUGUUCCAUUUGAAUGCACAACGAAGACAGCAUUUAGAAUAUCAAAUUUCCUCGGAUAUACAAAAUGGGCUCAUCAAGACUUCUGUGGUGAAAGAUCGUAGCCCCCAUGGUUUGGUCGUGGAAAAGACUGGCGAUGUUUUUGCCCACAAAUUCCGCAUUUGGUCCUUGGCGGCAAAAGAGUCAAUGCUACGUAUCGAAAUGCUGGGUGGAGAUGUGAUAGAAAUUUUGUCAGAGGAGCAUGUCGAGACGCCAUUACCUGGCAUGGCAAAUGCAUCCGAUGGUAAUAUUCAGCAGGCCAAGAACGACAUCGCUACAAUCAUAUCUAAACACCGAGCCACUUCAGAACUCCAAAAGUCUUCUUCAUCCGACACUUUGACUUCCACCAGCGGUAAUAGGACUGGUGGUAUUGGGAUGGGCGAGAAGAGAGGCUUCGCUUCAGAUGUUUCUGCCACCAGUGGAAAUUUUCUUUCUGAUGAAACACAAGCAAAGCGACUUCCAGCAUGGAAUCAAUGGCGAGAGCCUACCAAGUAACGACUUUUCUAUUCGAUUGUAAGUGUUGCUGGCAUCAGGACGAAUCACGGUUGAAUACCCAGGACUCAUAAGGAAAUUCACAUGCAAGACGACCAACGUUAUGUCAAUCUUAAAGGUGAUGAUUUCACGAGCCAAUCUGGAUAAAUGACCCAUCACACAAACGGCGUCCUCGUAAUUUCUGAUCAAAACCUAACUCUGGCGGGGACAAUUUUAAUUGGCCACAUAUCAUAUGUUAGUACAAGGAGGGUAUAAAGUAAGAUCACUUAGACAUCGAAUUUCGGCAGGAAGCGUAGUCUAAGGAAUUAGCUAGCUCCAUCGUGUAAGCUACGACGCAACUAAAAUACUAUACAAGGUCAUGUCACCCAAAGA